AUGGCGCCGGCUGCAGUCUCAACCAUGAUCGGGCGACUAGCUCAUAACAUCAGGCAUACAAACCUAUUUUUGACGUCUCAGGACGUCUCGGUUGAGAGAUUGGCCGGCCUUGGAACCGGAACAGCUCUCCAGAACUUGGAGUUGUCCGUUUACGCCGCCGCCUGGGCUACCACACUUCUUGACCCGGGAGCAUUUGUGGAUGUCACGUCGCAUUUCGCACUCCGAUUCAAUUCGCUUCGCUUCGAUGACGCCUGGCUAGUGGAAAAAAUUUACAACACCCGGCCUCAACCACACGGCGACGUGUUCCUUGCCGCUCCGAAUCCAGAGUACAUACUUCGCCUCAUCCGGCGAGCGGAUGAGCAGCAGCCUGUCCUCCGUGAGCCUCAGACGACCAUGGAAUUUAAAGUCGGAAACGUUGUGCGUCACGGUAGAUACGGCUUUCUCGGGGUUGUAAUCGACGGGGAGGUGCCUCCUCAGGGAUCUGUCUUGUACUACAGGCUGUUGUGA
Molecule: messenger RNA, 507 nt
Organism: Colletotrichum spaethianum
Lineage: Eukaryota; Fungi; Ascomycota; Sordariomycetes; Glomerellales; Glomerellaceae
Exons: 1
Coding region: 1-507 (168 amino acids)
Molecular function (GO): DNA binding
Source: RefSeq, a predicted model, not a curated record